Molecule: messenger RNA, 3634 nt
Organism: Mytilus californianus (California mussel)
Lineage: Eukaryota; Metazoa; Mollusca; Bivalvia; Mytilida; Mytilidae
Product: cell migration-inducing and hyaluronan-binding protein-like
Exons: 25
Coding region: 35-3532 (1165 amino acids)
Source: RefSeq, a predicted model, not a curated record
UACAACAACCUCUGAUGUUAAGAUCAAAGGCAGUAUGAAUGUUAAACUAGAUAUUGAUGUCGAUGUGAACAGUAUCACAAUAGAAACCAAUGGUCGGCUCGUGUGGGAUUCUGGUAAAGAAACUAUUGUAAAGACAAGAUAUAUCUAUGUCAAAGGAACAGUAGAGAUUGGAUCAGAAGACUGUAAAUUCAAAGCAAAGACAGAAAUUAUCCUGAAAGGUACAAGAAAUGAAGUUGCUGAUGUAGCAGGAUGUGGUCAGAAGUUUAUUUGUGUAGCAGCAGGUGGUACUCUAGAACUACACGGUGAAGAGAAACUGUCGUGGACAAAACUUGAUAAGACAAUCAAUCCUCUGAACGUUGGAGAUGGGAUGUAUUACCAGCACCAGGGAACAGCUACGGCAAGAAAUGACUGGCGACAGGGCUUAAGGGUGUAUGUGUUUGAUGCCACCUCAAAAAGUGUCAUUAAAGAGUCUGCUUUUUAUCUGUCAGGAACAAACAGUGAAUACACAGUCAGAGAUCUGAAACGAUUUGGACCAUUUAUUGAUAGUAUUGCUGAUGGUAGCAUUGUUGGUAUUGCUUUAUGUAGGCAGUUGGUUGGCACAUCUGACCUGACCAGUAUAUAUGCUAAGAUGGAAUCCCUUGGUGCCAAAAUGAUUAGGGACAUAGAUAGUGAUGAUGCUUAUGCCUUUAUAGCAACUAAAGGCGAUAUGACCUCUGCCAUUGAAGAUAUCAACAAGUCAGCUUAUGAACAACACAUUGCUUCAGUCACUAUGGAUUUGAUAAAUUUAAACCUGAAAAUAAAGAUUGUUAGUCAAGUAAAUACUGGUUCAAGAUCCUAUCAUCUUACGAAGGUUGACUUUACUAUGUGUGAUUAUGACCGGGCGUAUCCUAUAAUAGAUUUGGUAGAUAAUGCCCAGGGUUGGCAUAAAGGUGAUCAGAUAGUAUUUACCUCUACAGACUUUGACAUGGAACAGGCCGAGUUAGGCUUGGUUGACAGUUGUCCUGACUGUGGGCAAAAACAGAUUAGAGCUAGCUUUGCACCAGAGUUUGUACACUGGUCAAAACUAGAGAAUAAUGUUGAUAUGCGUGGUGAUGUAGCUAUAUUGACUAGAAACAUAAAAAUAAGAGGGGAAAUGGAACUUGCUUGCCCCACUGUCAAUGGUAACUGUAACAAUUACAAACAUGAUACAUUUGGUGGACAUGUUAAGGUACUUCGUUAUUUCAAGAAUGUUCAUGUUGAAGGAGUCGAAUUAGAAAACAUGGGACAAGCUACUAGUCUAGGAAACUACCCUCUUCAUUUUCACAUGUGCCAUGACACGGAUGAUGAGAAUUAUUCUAAUCCGCCAUAUCUGAGGAAGAAUUCCAUCCAUCAUUCCUUUGCUAGAUGUAUUACUAUACAUGGAUCACAUGGUGUUACGCUAGAGGAUAAUGUUUGCAUCGACCAUUUAGGACAUGGCAUUUUCCUGGAAGAUGGAGGAGAAAAGAGAACAGUUAUAGAUGGUAAUCUGGUGGCUCUCACACGUAAAGGCAAACUCAUACAUACUGAUGCAAAGCCAUCAUCAUUUUGGAUAACAAAUCCAAAAACUUUACUCCGUAACAAUGUUGCUGCUGGAUCAGAGCACACAGGAAUUUGGAUUAUCUAUCCUAAUGAACCAACAGGACCAUCAAAAGGGUUGGGGUUUAUGGUUUAUGAUGAAGCCAGGCAUACUAAAAUAACGGAGAUGACUAAUAAUGCAGUACAUUCUUCUCGUGACGGUUUAUUCAUCGACGGCAGAAUAAUUGCAGAAAAUGGUGAGCUUAUAGUCAAAGGUACAAAUGUUUAUUACCCUAGAACCAUGCCAACAGAUCCUUCCAACCCUUUGUCAGAAGAUGAUCCAGUAUACAUUGUUAAACAAACAUGUUGGAAGAACAGAUUCAACUCGUGGGUUAGAGGUGGUUUGAUUAUAAUGCAACAAUACUCGUCAGCAGACAGUUCUUCAGGACUGACGUUUGCAGCCUCUACCCCACAAGCACAAAUUAUAGAGAAUAGUGUGUUUAUGGGAGAAACCGAUAAUAUUGGUAAAAAAACAGAAGUUUGGGAUAACAGUAUAAGGAGACUGCGUGAUUACCCACGAUCACUUGUUAUGCCAUGGGAUCCCAAAUAUCCAAUUCAAGGUUUUAUAUUCUACGAUGGUCCUGUUUACUUAGAUGGCAUCUGGUUCGACAAGUUUUCUCCGACAGAGAAUUAUACCAUGGGUGCUUUAUCAUUCAGAAAAAGUAAUAGAUUUAGCAGUUCUCCUGUUAGUGCUGCCAUUAAUAUCAAAUUUAGUUACAGUGAUCCUACAGGUGGAAAUCGUGUUUAUGAUGGUGAUGAGACAGUUCAUGGAUUUGAUAAUUUAGAUGGUGACAAAACCGCCACCUUUAGGGAUGAAGAUGGUACUGUCACAAACUUGGCACCAAUCCAACAAAUUGUCAAACCAGGCCUAUUUUAUACAACGCCGUCAUGUAUAUACCGUAAAAACUGGAAAAUGGCUAUGUGUCCUUACAAGUAUGCAAAGCUUAAUAUCGAUAUUGAUGAAAGUUCUCCAGAACAUGGAAAGACUGAAUCUAUAAUGGUCAGAGAUGAUCAACCUGAUUCUUCAGAGACGCUAUCUGGUGAAAAAACAAAUGAGUUCAUGGCCAUCUUAGGUGGAACCCAUAGCUACACACUACAUUGGAGUAAUGGAAUUCCAAGUAAAUUUGCAAUAUAUACCAAAGGAGUUGAGCUGGACCAAUAUGUAAGAGUUGGUAUAUGUAUGCCAUCUGAUGCCACCUUUAACCUAUUCACAAAAUCCCCCCUCAGGCGGCUUAAAUUGCUUGACUGGACGGAGGUACAAUCUAUCCAAGAACUUGAUAGUGAUACUCUUGGAGACAGAUAUGUUUGGGACAAGUCGAUUGGAAUGUUAUUUUUGAAGUUCAUCAGCUACAAAUCAAGAACAGAUUCUACAACCAAAAAUUGUGAGGGUUAUUGUCCCUAUGUAAAAAUAGAAGUGUUGUCUGGGGAUAGGUCGAAUGGUGAUUGUCGUCAGGCUGCCUACAACAAUCCUGGAAAUUACAGAAAAACAAGCAGUGGUCAAAUGGCUACAGAUACACGAACAUUGGCUGCUACAGAUCAAACACCACCUCAGGGUUGGGGUGCAGGAUCACAGCUUCCGUUCACAUCCAGAAUACCUGUAGAUGGUGGUUGGUCAAGCUGGUCAGCAUUUGAGGAAUGUUCUGUCACAUGCGGAGGUGGAACGCAAUCUCAGUACAGAAGUUGCAAUAAUCCUGCCACUGCAAAUGGUGGCACAGACUGUGUUGGAGAUGGUGUGAAUUCUGUCAGUUGUAAUGAGAAUCCUUGUCCUGUCAAUGGAAAAUUCAGUGAAUGGGGACUGUGGUCAUCAUGUAUCAUGAAUACAGGUUGUCAAGGUUACAGAGAAAGUGUAAGGUCCUGCAAUACUCCAGCUCCUCAACAUGGAGGAAUACAUUGUACUGGUUCCAUAAAGAAACAAGAAGCUUGCAACAACUGCACCUGACCAGCAUAUAAGUGACCAAGGACCAUUAUAAUCCUUUUUAUUAUUUAAGUUUAAUGACAUUGCAUUUACAAGUUGAAUGAAUAAAGAAACUUGAAAUAUCAA